AUGAACGAUCCCCGCUUUGAUGCGUAUACAGUCUGCUGGGUGACAACCCUAGAUUGUGAACUUUUUGCAGCACGACUGUGCCUGGAUAAGGAGCAUGCAGACCUCCCGACUGACCGGCAAGACCCCAACGAGUACAUUCUCGGGGAGAUGGGGAUACAUAACGUUGUUAUUGUAUUUGCCCCGCAGGGUCAAUAUGGGAUGGUACCUGCCUCAAAUACAGUAACCAACGCGAGUCGAACGUUCCGGCAGAUUCGGUGCGUUCUGUUGGUAGGAAUUGGCGGCGGAGCUCCCGGAAAACCCGACGAAUGGAACUCGAUGAUGGAUAUACGUCUUGGGGAUGUGGUCGUAUCAUGUCCAGAUAAGAAAGAAGGUGGUAUUGUGCACUAUGACGGUAUUCAAGUCGCGGCACACGUCAGUAAACCGCCGACGUGGCUUCUUAGCAAAGUGAAAAAGCUCAAUUCGGACCAUACGUUCGGAAAGGGCAUGAUGACCGAGUAUAUCGCCCAAGCCCAGCAGCAAAUGCGACAACGGAUGGCCCGACAGAACUACCAGUUCCCUGGUAGACAGUACGAUAGGCUAUCAGAUCUGACUCUCUGCAUGCUGGUGAUAAAAUCUGUACAGGCUGUGACGAGACUGCGGUCGUGA
Aspergillus puulaauensis is the source of this 645-nucleotide messenger RNA. RefSeq lists its product as uncharacterized. The record is from RefSeq and is a predicted model, not a curated record. Gene Ontology annotation, molecular function: catalytic activity. The transcript has 2 exons. Lineage: Eukaryota; Fungi; Ascomycota; Eurotiomycetes; Eurotiales; Aspergillaceae. Gene Ontology annotation, biological process: nucleoside metabolic process. The coding region runs from base 1 to 645 and encodes 214 amino acids.